GGCUGUCGCCGUUCGGCGGGCGGGGCUGCCCGGAGCCAAGAUGGAGGCGGCGGGCAGAGCGGGGCAGGAGAUGAGCCUGGCGGCCUUGCGGCGGCACGACCCCUUUAUCACCGGCAUCGCCGACGUGACCGGCCAGGUCGCGCUCUACAGCUUCAGCCCCAAGGACAACGAGUGGGAGAAAACCGACAUAGAAGGGACCUUAUUUGUGUAUAGAAGGUCAGCUUCUCCUUACCAUGGUUUUACAAUAGUGAAUCGACUGAAUAUGCACAACCUGGUUGAACCAGURAAUAAAGAUUUGGAGUUUCAGCUCCAUGAACCUUUUCUUCUCUACAGAAAUGCUAGCUUGUCAAUUUACAGUAUUUGGUUUUAUGACAAGAAUGAUUGUCAUCGAAUAGCAAAACUCAUGGCUAAAGUGGUUGAACAAGAAGCUCAGAGGUCUCAGCAAGUUUCCCAGGACAGAAAGAGUCCCAGCAGGACCAAUGGCUGCAAUGAAAACAGGCCCAUUGACAUCCUGGAAAUGCUUAGUAAAGCAAAGGAUGAAUAUGAACGAAAUCAGAUUAGUGACCUAAGUAUUAUAUCAAGUUCUGGAAUGCAACAAAAUUCAAAUCCUCCAAAGCCAGAAAGCACAGAGCCUUCAGAACAAAAGCCUUCAUUACAAGUGCAAGAGCAGCCAUUUCAGUCAAGGCAGAAGCAUCUGACUUUGGAGGAACUGUUUGGCACCUCUGUACAAAAGGAACAGCCUGCAGCUCCAUAUCCCAAUCCCGAGAGAAUGGAGAAGCUGCAGACAGACACAUCUGCCAGAGAGCAGCACAGUUUGCUUUUGCCUUUUUCCUUUGACCAGUCACCAGUAAUGCAACAAUCCCUGGGGAAAUCUGAAAGUCCGAGCGUUAAAACCAGUGCCAAUCAGCAGGACUGUUUAACACCUAUAAUAAUACCUCCAGCUUCAGUUUCCCAGCCUGAUAUGAAAAAUGUUUCAAGCUAUUCAGUUCGUUUAAGCCCUGUUCUUAAUUCAGCCUCUACAAUGGAAGCUGCCCCUGCUCAGAUGCUUCCUGGCCUCAAACAAAGCAACAGUAUAAUGCAAGUUAUGCAGCAAGCUGCCAAGCCCAUAUCCCCACUGGUGAAUCAGCCGCCAUCUGAAGUGAACCACGCUCCACAGAAUCUAAUGGCUGGCCAAAGCCAGCUCAUAGCACCCUUGACARCAGCAAACACGGGGACUGUCUCAAAUACAUCUCAUACAAGUGUUGAUCUUCUCCAGAAACUCAGGUUGACCCCACAGCAUGACCAAACACAACAGCAGUCUCUCCCUAAGACUCCCUUAACACCAAACAUCUCUGCUUCAGUUGGCCAACUUGCAACACCAGAGAGCUUCAAAGAAUCWCACAGUAAGCCGUCAGCUGUGAACAGCAAGAUUAUCUCUCCCCUCCAGACUGUACAACAAAACAAGGAAUCGGAAGUAUUUCCACAGCCGAAAACUUUGUCUAAAGGAAGUCAAGUUGCACCUCCACAGUUUGUUACAGCCACAACGACAGUAACGCCUUCAGUGCUCUUGUCUCCAAGUGUGUUUCAGCAAUCAACUACAAAAGCUACUGAAGUAGAGAAUAAAGUCAGUUCUUCUUCGCCUUUAACACUUGGAACAACAGAAAUUCAGACUACACCUCCUACUGUUCUCAGUAGGUCUCAGCUUCAAGAAGCACUGAUACAUCUAAUAAAGAACGAUUCCCGUUUUCUCAGCACUAUCCAUGAAGUCUACUUGCAAGUCCUAACCAAGAGUACAGACAAUAUUAAGCUAUAAUUGAAGCUGAAUCUACUUUAGAAACAUAAUGCCUCAUCUAUAAAACUAAUAUUUUUGUAAAGAAUAUUUAGUUUUCAAUGUCUUGAAUUUGAACCUGUUAGGAAAGAUUAUUCCUUAAAUACUUAUGAAAGUAAUGUUCUCAGAAGUGAUCACUGAUCAAUGUUUUCACUGUGAUCAUCACCAGCAAACCUUUUUUUUAUUGUGGAGGAUACUUAAGUUGCAUUUGAGCUCUCAUUAGCAUUAAUGAAUGUGCAAAUGUUUGCUCUGGCUCUCAUUCCUAGCUGUAUUCAUUGUUCAAGGAUUACAGACUCAAAACUAUUUCAACCAGCAAAUGCACAGUAUAGUACACUACAGCACACCAGAACAAAAUUCAGUUGUGGAAACCUAGUGCCAGUUUGAAGGACUAAGGAAAAUGAGAGCAAAAUGCCUUGUGAUUAAGCUGGCAGGUAUGAGGAAGGAAAGGGUCUGGRAGCCAGGCCAUUGGAGCUAUAUCUUUGACAAAAGGUCUAAAAAUGUGAUUUGCUCUAUGUAUUGACAGUCUCUAGCUAAUGCAUGUAAAUUCAUUCUUUCAGUAUUUCAUUAAUUUUAUUUGUUUCUGCCUUACUGACCUAAAACACUUAUCCAAGUGAGUAAGGCCAUUUUCUCUAAAAAGGCAAAUUUGAAAUAUGCAAAAUCCUCUCAGUAUUGUAUUUUUUUUAAGCAACAAAGUUAUUGCAUGUUGAAGUUCUCAUUUUAAAUUUAUAGUUAGGAGACCACCACUGAAAGACCAUUAUCCUGUUCAGCAGUGUUUGAUAAAAUUUAAAUAUUUUGUUCCCUUUUAGCUUAAGGACCACAUCAURGUUGGCUUUCAUUCCCCCGUUGUUUUGGAAUUGCAGUGUUGAAAACUAUGCAGAUGGGAAACAAAUGCAUGCUUUUCUUCUGUUGCCCUCUCCCCAAAUUAGUGCACACUUCAUAAUCUGAAUUUUAUCUAACAAAAAUGUUACUGCUUUCUAUAUGUGAUUUAUAACGUCACUAUUCACUAAGAAUUUACCUGGAUACUUUCCCAUUUGAAAUCUGAAGAUUUUUAAUUAUACUUAUGCUGCUGUGUUGGUUUACCCAAGGAUUGUAUUUAUUUCUUAAAGGCAUGCAAAGGUAAUAGCUUAAUCUGACUUCAGGUCCCAACCAUCUCCAGCAAUAGUAGUUUUCAAGGAUGCUUUUUCAGUAGAAAAGUGUUGGGUUAUUGAGUAAAGAGAUAAUCUGUAGCGAGUUACGAUGCACUGCUUCAUUCUUUUUCCUCAAGCACUAUUGAAAUAUGAAGAAAAAUACUGUUUGGUUCCUUACAACAUAUAUGUAUGUAUAGAUAUCCUAAGGAUUAGUUAAUGUUGACRUAGUCAAGGUGCAUGGCCAUUUCAUUGGAAACUAGUAAUUGAGCUUUAAUUGUGACUUGUUCACAAAUCAGGAUGUUUUAGAUACAACAAAUAUUUACAUUUUUAUGUAUUUGAUCUAUUUUAGGUUUUUCCUAGCUUUUYAGUGGAAGAUAUAUUUUGUUUAGCACUACCUGCCUUCUGAAAAGCUCUUCUGAGCGUUUUGAGUUCAGUGUUUCCAGUUAAAACAUGUACUCUGUU
Molecule: messenger RNA, 3396 nt
Organism: Malurus melanocephalus (red-backed fairy wren)
Lineage: Eukaryota; Metazoa; Chordata; Aves; Passeriformes; Maluridae
Gene: DCP1A
Product: decapping mRNA 1A
Exons: 10
Coding region: 41-1792 (583 amino acids)
Biological process (GO): deadenylation-independent decapping of nuclear-transcribed mRNA; deadenylation-dependent decapping of nuclear-transcribed mRNA; positive regulation of catalytic activity
Cellular component (GO): P-body
Molecular function (GO): mRNA binding; enzyme activator activity
Source: RefSeq, a predicted model, not a curated record